ACGAACCCGCGCCCCCUGCACUGGCAGGCGGACUCCCAACCACUGCGCCACCAGGGAAGCCCCCCAUUGGUUUUGAAAGAGAUGGUCGUGAGAAUGUGAGGGUCUGGCAGUGUUAACACAUGCAAAUUCUAAAUGUGGUCUGGGGAGAGCAGGGGAGGGCAGGCCUCUUACAAUCUGAGGAUGUCUUUCCAACAGCCUGUGGGAGAGCUGAGGCUCCUCCCUGCAGGUCUGUGGAAGUGGACAUUCAGGAGGGAUGAGAGACAAAAGCAAGUUAAUAUAUUGCCUGUGGACUUGGGGUGGUCGAUAGCGCUGUGAUGUCAGAAGAGACAAAUCAGGUCUCUUCAACACUGGGCGACACCACCCCCCCCCAUCCUGUCCAAUGCCUGACUUCCCUCCCUUGGUUAACAAGUGGUCAGUAUGACAAGGGCCAGCGCUGCUAGGCCAGGGGAUGGGAGCCAUGGGGUGUGGCAAGUACUCAGACACUUUUGUUUGUGUCAGAAGCUCACAGGGACUUCAAAAUGAUUUUGUCUGAUGUCCCCACCUGAGUUCCUGGCUCCAAAAGUCUGCAGAUUUCAACAUUUCUAAACAUGUGAAGGAAAUCCUGCCAAAAAGAGGGAAUCUGUUUGGUUCACAAAUCUUUCAAACCCGUGGACAUGGGAAGCAAAAAGAAUUUUUCUGAGUGGUAAAAGAGAUGAGUACCACUGGUUGAAUGCACCCCCCUGCUUUACGAAUGGGACAACGGAGGCCUUUAGAGGGAAGAGCACUACUUCCCUUCAUUGUCACCGGUGCCCGAGUUCAGGGCCAGGUGGGGGGCUCGGCGCUGCUGGUGGCAGAGCGCCCUCCCGGCUUCCAAAUCCGAGAGGCCAUCUGGAGAUCCCUCUGGCCUUCAGAGGAGCUCCUGGCCACGUUCUUCCGGGGGUCUCUGGAGACGCUGUACCACUCCCGCUUCCUGGGCCGAGCCCAGCUGCACAGCAACCUCAGCUUGGAGCUGCGGCCACUGGAGUCUGGAGACAGCGGUAACUUCUCCGUGCUGCUGGUGGACAAGGAAGGUCGAGCCUGGACCCAGACCCUACAGCUCAAGGUGUAUGGUGCAGUGCCCAGGCCCGUGGUGCAAGUGUUCGUUGCUGUAUCAGGGGAUGCUCAGCCCCCCAAGACCUGCCAAGUGUUCCUGUCCUGUUGGGCUCCCAACAUCAGCGACAUAACCUAUAGCUGGCGACGGGAGGGAGCCAUUGACCUUGAUAUCAAGCCAGGUGGCCUCUUCAUGGAUGGACAGGUGCUGAGUGUGUCACUGGGACCAGGUGACAAAGGUGUGGCCUAUUCCUGCAUUGUCUCAAACCCUGUCAGCUGGGACUUGGCCACAGUCACCCCCUGGGAGAGCUGCCAUCACCAGGCAGCUCCAGGGAUGGCCUCCUACAAAGAUGUGCUACUGGUGGUGGUGCCUGUCUUGCUGCUUGUGAUCCUGGCUGGUCUCUCUGCCUGGCACUGGGGCCCCUGCUCAGCUCCUGAAAGAACUACCCCAGCUGACCUGGGCUUCGUGGACAUGUCCAUCCUAGGCUGUCUGGCUGGUCCCAGGAUGGAGAAAGUGGGUCAGCAAGGAGAAGGAGGCAUAAGACUUCAGUGGAUGUGUCCUAAAAGGGAAAAAGAAGAAGGAUGUCGGUGCUGGUGAAGUGGCUCCAGAGACAGAGAACCCCCUUGUUUAGGGUCUACCGUGAGCAAUGCCUGGAUCACGAGGAACCCCACUGCCUAGCCACAUGAUGCUCUGGGGUGUAGCUGGUACCUGGAGACCACCAUGGACCUCGUACCUCCUGUGAGACUCCUGUACCACCGCUCAGGAGCAGCCUGGGCAGCCGUCACACUGGGAGGACAGGAAACACUGGCACAACCUUCCACACCUUCCCCCUUCCCUCUCCCCUGGUUGCAUGUCCUGGAUCUGCUCUGGGAAACAUGGGCCCAGCAGGACAUCCUCUCAAGGACACUGGAAGUUCUCCAGGAUCCAUAGAUUGAUUGUCCAGGGCACUCACUCCUCCACCAUUGUUCAUGAAGUAUUGUUAUGGAUUGAAUUUGUCCCCUUUAAAUUCACACGUUGAAAUCCUAACCCCCAAUAUCUCAGGAUAUGACUGUGUUUGGAGAUAGGGUCUUUAAAGAGAUAUUUAAGGUUAAAUGAGGUCAUUGAGA
This is a messenger RNA of Delphinapterus leucas (beluga whale), 2175 nucleotides long. The record is from RefSeq and is a predicted model, not a curated record. NCBI's taxonomy places the organism in Eukaryota, Metazoa, Chordata, Mammalia, Artiodactyla, Monodontidae.